GCUAUUUAAACGCAACAAACCGCUCUGAGUGUUGUUUUAUACUCGAUCUCCAUAAUUCGACUACCCAAAACGAAGCUACCGGCGACAUGGAGCACAUAAACAGGAACAAAACACCCCUCACUCAAGAGCGGCUCAGGGAAUUGGUUUUCGAGGAAAUCAUGUCGCUUUUAGAAGAAGGCAAGAAGGACUUCGUUGAAUCUCAUAUCUUAAGUCGUCCAAUCCACGAGUAUGCUACGGAAUUGUCGCGGAGGUAUGCAGGACUUCCGUGUGAGCCCAGCCCUAGCGUUCCAGUCUCCCCAGCUCCAGGGAAAUGCAGAGUUCUAUCGCCUCUCGAAAAAGCCGAGAUUCAUCAGCAACAGUGCCAGCUUUGGGAACAGGUUUACCUCGAGCGUAAGAAAUUCGCUGAUAGCAUGCGGUCCGACUCUCGCCAGAUCGUGCUUCCCGCGAACUGCGCCGUCCGGAGCGCAAGACCUAUUCUAGACGACAAGCCGGGAGUAUUUCCGGGCGAGGCCUGGGAGAACAAGAGGGUGAAUCCUGGGUUUAUUCUCGGCCCGCUAUCGCAAUUCAAAGCAUCGCUGGCAAAAUCUCCAGUUACUGAAGUUGACGCCCCAGGUACAACGGAAACGAGAAGUGACGCCGUCGAGCCAGUAGAUGGCGGAUCUAAAACUAACGAUGAUGUGAUGGAAGUAGAAGGUGGGGAAGAGACAACGACAUCGUCUUAGAAUCUCUUACUAGUGUUCAUCAUCUACGUAGAGCCUCUCCUGGAAGCAUUUCAGUCUAGUAGCGUAUGAGAUUAUACCCCCUUUCUGAGAUAGUCAUAAUAAGGGAGCUGGCUUAUAAAUAUACGCUGCCAGCAGAUUAUCAUAGAU
Molecule: messenger RNA, 869 nt
Organism: Daldinia decipiens
Lineage: Eukaryota; Fungi; Ascomycota; Sordariomycetes; Xylariales; Hypoxylaceae
Exons: 2
Coding region: 87-722 (211 amino acids)
Source: RefSeq, a predicted model, not a curated record